UAUAAAUAUAUUUUAGAGUGUGAAGAAAAGGAGAGAAGUGGGAGGGAAAAGAAGUAAGCAGCGAAAGAGAAGAAAAGAGUGCGAAAUUCCAUUCGAUUCCGUAAGGUUUCAUUUCAUUCACAUCUUCCAACAUGAGUACCAUGAAAUUUUGCCGCGAAUGUAACAACAUUCUGUACCCUAAAGAAGACAGAGAUCAGAGGAAUCUUCUCUACGCUUGCCGCAAUUGUGAUCACCAGGAGGUUGCUGAUAACUACUGUGUGUAUAGAAAUGAGAUUCAUCACUCUGUUGGAGAGCGCACUCAAGUGUUGCAGGAUGUAGCUGCGGAUCCAACUCUUCCUCGUACCAAGGCUGUUCGCUGCACUCAAUGCAAUCAUGGCGAAGCUGUAUUUUUCCAGGCAACGGCUAGAGGGGAGGAAGGAAUGACGCUUUUCUUCGUUUGCUGCAACCCUAAUUGUGGACACCGUUGGAGAGACUGAGAUUCUUACAUGCUCAAAUCAAGGUUCAACUGUUUGGGUGAUCUAACAUAUUUUGCGGUCCACUAUUGAUUAGAAGAGAGAAUUUUGUAGUUACAUGUAAACUUGGGUGGUGUGUGGAGGACUAUGAUGUAGAUUACAGAAUUAUGUGUGCUUCUUGUUUUAAGUGUAGUUGCUAAUCAAAUGAUUAAUGGAAAAAUCCUUGUGGGUCAGUGUGAUGAUAAAUUUUAUGGAUGACCCUCAA
Molecule: messenger RNA, 717 nt
Organism: Cicer arietinum (chickpea)
Lineage: Eukaryota; Viridiplantae; Streptophyta; Magnoliopsida; Fabales; Fabaceae
Product: DNA-directed RNA polymerases II, IV and V subunit 9A
Biological process (GO): transcription-coupled nucleotide-excision repair; DNA-templated transcription; transcription initiation at RNA polymerase II promoter
Cellular component (GO): RNA polymerase II, core complex
Molecular function (GO): zinc ion binding; nucleic acid binding; DNA-directed RNA polymerase activity
Source: RefSeq, a predicted model, not a curated record